This is a messenger RNA of Patiria miniata (bat star), 2640 nucleotides long. RefSeq names its product P protein-like. The transcript is spliced from 19 exons. The coding region runs from base 257 to 2602 and encodes 781 amino acids. Gene Ontology annotation, biological process: transmembrane transport. Gene Ontology annotation, cellular component: membrane. The record is from RefSeq and is a predicted model, not a curated record. NCBI's taxonomy places the organism in Eukaryota, Metazoa, Echinodermata, Asteroidea, Valvatida, Asterinidae.
CAUCAUGGAAGUUUGUAUAAAGAUUAAAGGAUUAUAACAUUUUGUACCUGCAGUGAUUUAGGUAGAUUCUGUGUGACGCUACUGUGCAUGGACUAAAGUGAACGGUGUUGGUGGCCAUUUUCUACGGUGCAAUAAAUAAUUUGAGAAUAAAAUCUAUAGACUGACUGGAUUUGGCAAGUGAACAAAAUGAGAAUCUGAUUAGCCUUUCUUCAAAUAUUGACAUAAUUCAUCUGACGACAGUACAGCUACCUCCAUCAUGUCACAUAAUGAUGAAACGGAUGAAACCUCCCAUUCCACGGUCUACUCCUCUUCCAUACCUGAAGAUGACAUCUUGCAGACGGACUUUAAUGAAACUACCCAGUUGUUGACGGAUAUGAAAAAGAAGCAUCGUUCCAUUGCACAUGACGGUUACAAUGGCAACGGAAUCAGUCAAAAUUCAUUCACGGUUGGAUACAGUGCUGAUCUGGUUACUCCAGAAACAAAAGUAGCAUCCAACAACUUGCCAGUCUACAGGAGAAUGUGGAGUAGUCUCUCACUCAGUUCCCAAGGCGACGGAGAUACAAAGAAAAGCUGGAUGGCAAAAUUUAAGACCAAAAAAGCAAAACAUAUAUUGAACAAUCUGAAAAUUGGUCUUCUCCUUAUGCUUAUGCUUGUGGUUUUAGUGUUCUUUAGUCUUCAAGAGGAAACUGAAGCCAUUCGCACCAUUCUCCCAACAUCUCGCACACAGAGUCAUGUUCUCAACAUCAGCGAUAUCAACGAGGCACGAUUGGAUGUCAUAAGGCUUGGUAUAGCAGGAGCAUUUGUAAUCGACAGCGAUGAAGCAGAAAACCCCCACAAUGCAACGGUCAUCCUUGCCAGGUCAUCCGAUGGCCAUGUGGUCAAGGAAUACAACUUUAUCUUAGACACAGAUGAGGAUGUUGUCCAAAGCAAUCAAAUGGUGGAAACAAUAGAAAAAAUACUGCUGCCUUGGGAUGACUCCCACGAAGACGACACUUUUUACAUUAAGGUUUCCACGGAUACGGAGCAUCAUACAGUGAUCGCAAUCCGUUACCUUGCCAUGCCGUAUGCAGCCCAGUAUGACGUGAUAUACGCUGGAGUCAUUCUUAUUGCAGUCUAUGUACUCAUUGGCUUUGAUCUGGUUCACCGCACAGUGGCAGCCAUGUUGGGAUCCUUUGCAGUAUUGGCCACAUUGGCAGCAUUGAAUGAGCGACCUCCGCUAGAAACGAUCAUGACCUGGAUCGACUAUGAGACACUCUCUCUCCUCUGGGGAAUGAUGACGUUGGUAGCCAUCUUCUCGGAGACCGGUUUCUUCGACUACUGUGCGUUGAAAGCCUACAAGAUGGCCAAGGGUAAAGUCUGGACCCUCAUCAUUAUACUCUGCGUCUUCUCUGGAGCAAUCUCAUCCGUGCUGGAUAAUGUCACAACAGUAUUACUCUUGACUCCAGUAACUAUCAGACUUUGUGAAGUCUUGGAGUUGGAUCCCAAGUAUAUUCUCAUUGCUGAGGUCAUGUUCUCUAACAUUGGUGGCACAGCAACAGCGAUAGGUGACCCGCCCAAUGUCAUCAUUGUUUCCAAUAAAGGAAUACAGGAAGCGGGUAUAGACUUUGCCGAGUUCACACUGCAUAUGUUCAUUGGUAUCAUCUUCUGCAUGUUAGCUGGUUUCCUGCUGCUGUGGCUUCAGUACAGGAAGAUGAAUCUAUCUGCUAAAGAUCCUCCGGAAAUAAGAGAGUUGAAGCGUGAGAUAGAGCUAUGGCGACAGGCGGCAACGCGAAUCAUGGUAGCAACCAAGGAAGAAGCUACAGUCAAGAAACUACUUAUGCAAAAAGUCUAUCAACUGGAAGAUUCACUCAAGCAUCAGAUGGUCAUGGUGGGUGAAUUAGAGUCCAGUUCAACAUGGCGAGAAAACCUAAAAGAAUUACAGAAAAAGUAUCGCAUCACGGACAAGAACCUGUUAAUAAAAUGCAGCAUUGUGUUGAUUGCAGCCAUCCUCACGUUCUUCAUUCAGUCCAUAGACAGUGUUCAUUUAAAUUUAGGUUGGACUGCUCUUCUGGCUGCCACAUUUCUGCUUGUCUUAGCCGAUAUCAAUGACAUUGAGAACGUCAUGCAUAGGAUUGAAUGGGCAACGCUGGUCUUCUUCGCAGCACUAUUUGUACUUAUGGAGGGUUUAACCCAUUUAGGAUUAAUUGACUUCAUCGGAAGCUUGGUGUCUGCUCUCAUUAAGGCUGUACCAAAGGAUGGGCAGUUGACAGUAGCCAUCAUACUACUAGUCUGGGUUUCAGCUAUCGCUUCGUCUUUCAUCGACAAUAUUCCAUUUACUACAGCCAUGGUUCCCAUCAUCCUGAGCCUAGGCAAUGAUCCUAAUCUAGACCUGCCAUUGAAGCCCUUAGUCUGGUCCCUAGCCUUUGGUGCUUGUCUAGGAGGCAACGGUACACUCAUCGGUGCUUCAGCUAACGUAGUGUGUGCUGGCAUUGCUGAACAACACGGCUGCAGUUACAAUUUCCGGGAAUUCAUGAGGGUGGGAUUCCCCAUGAUGCUAGUGACUACAUUUGUGGCCAUGUGCUAUCUCCUCAUUGCACACAGCUGGGCUGGCUGGAAUUACUGAUUUUUGGGGGGGAAUAAUUUUAAUUUUUUUUUGGGGGG